GCUGGCAGAUCGCCGGUCAGUUCACGUCCGCCACUGAGCAGACGAGGAGGUUCUACAGUUUCCGCUCAAGAUGAGGAGCCACCAAAACCAAAGCAUGGGCAUACUGGUCAUAGCCCUGAUGUUGCCUCUAUGCCUGGCCCGGCCGCAGGAGUUCUUCUUCCAGGCGGACACAUCAGCGGCAACGGGCACCGAGGCGGAACAGAGACCUCUGCCGUUGAACGAUCCCUCGGAUCUCAGUGCUGGCCUCAAUCUGUUGCCCGUUAGCAGUCUGAUUGCGGCAGCGGCGAAUGCCGUGCUCCCGGCCCCCGUGCAGUUCAUACGGACAGCCAUGAACAGUGGCCUCUGACCCCCCCGCUUCGGCUUUAAUUUAGCUAUAAAUUUAAUCACGUACACAGCCCCCUCUCGGUGGAGCGAUAAAAGCGUGCAAUCAAGAGCCUCAAAUGUUGUUUGUUUUAAAGACUGCUCUCUGGUUUCUUGCUCCGAAUACCCUUUACAGAAGAUACAUUCAUUAAGGCCAGUCGUGUGCCCUCAAAGAGUCCUCUAAACCCCUUU
Drosophila miranda is the source of this 552-nucleotide messenger RNA. RefSeq lists its product as uncharacterized. The coding region runs from base 71 to 346 and encodes 91 amino acids. The transcript is spliced from 3 exons. The record is from RefSeq and is a predicted model, not a curated record. Lineage: Eukaryota; Metazoa; Arthropoda; Insecta; Diptera; Drosophilidae.